This is a messenger RNA of Lodderomyces parapsilosis, 2190 nucleotides long. RefSeq lists its product as uncharacterized. The transcript is spliced from 2 exons. Lineage: Eukaryota; Fungi; Ascomycota; Pichiomycetes; Serinales; Debaryomycetaceae. The record is from RefSeq and is a predicted model, not a curated record. Gene Ontology annotation, molecular function: kinase activity; pseudouridylate synthase activity. Bases 1 to 2190 code for a protein of 729 amino acids.
AUGAGAAAUGCUAUCCAAUUGUCCAAAGAAGUUCGCAAUGCCCUCAAUCUCAAGAAACCGAUAGUCUCACUUGAGUCAACCAUCAUCUCACAUGGUCUCCCUUAUCCUCAAAAUCUCGAAAUGGCUAAAUCUGUAGAAGAGAUUUUACGAGAUUACAAAGUGACACCAGCAACUUGUGCAUUCAUCAAUGGAGUACCUCACGUUGGGUUGUCCACAUCACAAAUUCAACAAUUUGCUGAAUCUCCUCGACAUUUGAUUACAAAAGUGUCACGUCGUGAUAUUGGAUACGUAAUGGCCAAUAAGUUGAAUGGUGGAACAACAAUUGCCCUGACAAUGAUUUUAUCACAUUUGGCAGGUAUAAAGUUUUUUGCAACUGGUGGAUUAGGUGGUGUGCAUAGGGAUACACCGGGACAAUUUUCAAUGGAUAUAUCGGCCGAUUUGACGGAGUUGGGACGUACUCCAGUCAGUGUGAUUUGUGCUGGACCUAAAUCAAUUUUGGAUAUUGACAGGACAUUGGAGUUUUUGGAAACUCAAGGAGUGUUUGUUAGCACGUAUAACGAGGACAAGAAACCAGUUCCGGAGUUGAAAAUACCGGGAUUUUAUUGUCGAGAGUCCUCCGUUGCUUCGCCGUUUGCAUUUGAUACUUUUGCCAAUGCAGCGGAAAUCGUGCAUAGUCAAAGCUUGAUGGGUUUACAAUCGGGGAAUGUGUUUUGCAUACCACCACCGAAAGCUACUGCUUUGGACUCUGGAUUCAUAAAUGAGAUUAUUGAUCGAGCAAAUGAAAAAGCUAAACUACAAGGUAUUUCCGGUAAGCAGUUGACGCCAUUUUUGCUUAGUGAAAUUGCCCAAAAGACAAUGGGGAAAUCCGUUGAUUGCAAUAUCAGUUUAGUAAAGAAUAAUGCUCGAGCUGCGGCACAAAUUGCAUUGGGGUAUCACAAGUUGGUGAGCUCGUCCAAGGACAGCACUGAACUGCAUGGAGAUGUAGCUCAUCAACCAGUAAUAGCAAACAAAGUUGAUGAGGAUAUUGACUUAUUGGUUGUGGGAUCAGUUGCAUUAGACACAAUUGGUACAAUCAUUACUCCAACAAAACUCAAAGAUUCAAACAUUGGCAAAAUCUCCAACUCCAUAGGUGGGGUUGGGUAUAACAUGGCACUAGCAAGCAGUUAUGUUUCUAAAUCUACCAAGUUUUUAACUCGUAUUGGAAACGACUUUGCUGCUGAAACAAUAAUUCAUCAAAUUGCAAAGCAAAGGGUUGUAGACACCAGGUUUACUAGAGGUUCAGGAACCAGCGCCCAGUACUCGUGUAUACAUGAUGCCAAGGGUGAUUUGAUUGUAGCUUGUGCUGAUAUGUCCAUUAUAGAAGAACCUGAUUUCCUGAGCCAAGUCAUUGAUGAGAUUGACCAAGUGCAACCGCGACUUGUUCUUUUGGAUUGCAAUUUAUCAACAGAGUCAAUAAGUAACAUAAUUGAACGUUUCCAAAGCGAAACGGGAAACGGUCCAGAUUUCAUUAUUGAACCUACAUCAUACAUCAAAGCCAAGAGGUUGGCUGGAAUGAAAUUGGCCACGUUCCCGCACAAUGUAGUAAAGCUAGUGACACCAACAAUUGAAGAGCUAAACACCAUGUAUGAAUCUUUGGAAAAAAGCGGACAGUUUGACCUUGAUCAUUGGUUCCCCAUACUUGAUGCAAUGAACAUCAAUGCGUCAAUGAGGGACAAAUUGAUCAAACUUGAUGCUGAAUUGUUUGCAAAAGGGGUGUUUCAACAAUGUUUUCAUCUAUUACCAUUUUUCCAAAACCUUUUGGUCAAAUUGGGUCAACGUGGAGUCAUGUUGUUCAGUUUGGUGACAAACCACAAGGACUUAAAAAGUAUCCCCACGACAUCACAGUAUAAACCCACAGCAACAAUCGUCAAUGAUGUUGAUAGCAAAUUGGGGGUGGUGGUGGAGUACUUUGACAUUCCAGCUCAAAAUAAGAAUCUUUCAGUCGUCAAUGUGACUGGUGCUGGUGAUACAAUGGUGGGGUAUUUGGCGGCAAAAUUGGCCAACAGUGUGGAUGGGAAUUGGCUAAAUUGUGAAAUAAAGUCGUGUGAGCAAGUAUGGAUGAAAUGGGAAUGUAUAUAUAAGGCACAACUGGCUAGCGGGUUGACUUUGAUGAGUGAGAAAUCGGUUAGUGAAGAGAUAUCAAAAUUGUGA